This is a messenger RNA of Eimeria acervulina, 3588 nucleotides long. RefSeq lists its product as hypothetical. Lineage: Eukaryota; Apicomplexa; Conoidasida; Eucoccidiorida; Eimeriidae. The record is from RefSeq and is a predicted model, not a curated record. The transcript is spliced from 17 exons. Bases 1 to 3588 code for a protein of 1195 amino acids.
AUGAGCAGCAGUAGACUCAGCGGGGCCUUCGGGGCAGCAACAGCAGCAGCUGCUGCUGCUGCGUUGCUUCUAUCUCCCGUCAGCUUCGUUCUUGCAGGACCUUCUACUGCUGCUCCUAUUGCUCCCCAUGGAGAAGAUCCACACGCAGCGUCGGGGCCUCCCCAAGAGGACCCGAACCAACCCCAAAGGGAAACCCUAGAAGAGAUGUCCUCGGACCAACUUGACGCCCUCCUCGAAGGCAUCGAUAUGUUUCGACCGGGGUCGAAGCCACUGGGUCGAGGAAAGCAUUACGAUCCGGCUGCUCCGGUUGAAGGAACUACGCCACAGGAUAACCUGCAGAGACUGGAGGAGACGCUUGGGGCCACCAGGUUUGCCGGGGCCCUGCGAGAUAAAGGUCAAGAAGGCUGCAUGCGCCUGAGGGAGCGCAGUGGGGACUGCCCCUCUGCCUCUGCUGCAUCUGCUGUUGCGUCUUUAAGGUGCAACAUGAGGGAGGUGGAGGCGGCGAAAGAGGCGGCUGUACAGCUUGAAGAGUCUCUCGUGGGAUCGACCGGUGGGGAUCGUCUCCUCUGCUCCCGCCUCUUUACUCGUCUUCUCCUCUACAUCGACCUCAUGGUGUUCUAUCAACCUUUUAGGUCCUUUCAAGAGGGAAAGUCUGCUGAAGAUGCACUAAAAGAGGCAUUUGUUCAUUGGGGCUUCAAGGGAGACAAUCAGGAGGGCGCCACAGCGACACCCCCAGAAGUUAUCGCUGAAACAUCUUUGCUACAAGCCAGGCAAGCCCCAGCUGUCUCCUUCAAACCAGAAAACCCAAAGCCUAAUGCAGACGACCUCCCUGAAGCUCCCCCCGUAACAAUUGCUGCGAAGGACCUCACUGACGCAUUACUCAACAAAAAGCCAAAAUCGCAGAUCUUCCUCUCUGCCUCCUUUAACCCCACUUUGAAGAUGGGGCUUUUGUUGCUGUUUCUGGCUCAUAUUCGUUUCUCGGAGUUGUUUGUGGGGAGGGGACGCUCGGCUCGUGUUCGUCCCUACCCACGGGUGCUUCUUUUUCUCUCGAGUUCUGCUGCUGCUAGAAGGAUGCAGCUGGAUAAACUCUGUCAGAUUAAACUCCAAAAACAACUCGGAAAUCCCCGCCUACCCGAGAGUCUCCUCUAUGUCCCCAGGGUCUUCUUUCAGCGCCAGCAAUUCAGUGCCGGCUACGCCCGCCUUACAUGCGACCUCCUUGAGGAUGCUGUCCUCAUUGCCCAACGCAGCUACGAACGGGGCUUGGCGUUUUUUAAUGAGCUGAUAAACCAACAACCUCCAAGAGAAGGCAAACGACUGGCUAUUCCCUUGCAGCUAAACACCACACCGGAUGUAAACCUGAGGAGACUGUGCUUUGGUCUCCACAAAAACCCCUCACCCGCUAUCCUCGAGGGAUCCGACCCCUGCUCCGUAAACGAUCUCCUCCUGCUGCCCCAGCAGCAGCAGCACGAGCAGCAGCAGCACGAGCAGCAGCAACAACACGAGCAUGAGCAGCAGCACGAGCAUCCGCAGCAGCAGCAUCAUCAGGACGAGCAUGAGCAGCAGCACGAGCAUCCGCAGCAGCAGCAUGAGCAGCAUGAGCAUGAGCAUCAGCAAGAGCAUCCGCAGCAGCAGCAUCAACAGCAUGAGCAUGAGCAGCAGCAAGAGCAUCCGCAGCAGGAGCAGCAGCAGCACGAGCAUGAGCAGCAGCAGGAGCACCCGCAGCAGCAGCAGGAGGAGCAUCCGCAGCAGCAUCAGCACGAGCAUGAGGAGCACCACCAGCAUCCGCAGCCUCAGCAGCAUCACGAGCGCGAGCAGACGCACGAGUAUCCGCAGCAGCCGGAGGAGGCGCACCCACCGCAGCAGGAGCAGCAGCAGGAAGCCGAAGCCUCUGGCUCCGGUGUUGCGGCUCAUCCUGCAGCUGACGAGAAGGUGCAGCAUGAAGGGACAGGGGGAGGCAGAGGAGAGACUCGGAAAGCCUCAACAGCAAGUGGAAAUGAAGUCGAGGCAGAGACAAGUUUUGUGCAAGGAGCACAAGACCCCAUAGUGUGGCCUCGGCAUCAAGCAACAAGCAGCUUGGUUGUCGAUCGAGAGAAAUUAAAUUUCUACUUCAACAUCAUUGCAGCUACGGCGGAGAUGGAGACGGCCCUUCCAGCCAUAAUGACCGAGCUGUCUUCAGAGUGGUCAGACUUUCGCCUUCGAGAGGACCCGCGUACGUACGACGCAAUUGUUCAAGCGACUCAAAAGAACCGGGGAUACUGUGACCGGCUGAAGACAAAGGGUUUUCAAAAGGAGUUGAAGAAGCAGAGAGCGAAGUCAGCGAUGGAUUACGCAGUGAAGUGCACGGCAGCAACGAGCGAAAAACAAUGGAAAAGGUUGAAUUGCGAGAAGUACAUCGCUUUAUAUCAUUGCAACUUCUUUGAAAAUACCUGGAGGAUACUCGACGAUAGGGUUGACGUAGCACAUGCACUAGGGUGGCUGGCGAGGCAAGAACCCUGUGUAGAAGAGCUUUGCAAAGACUGGCGAAAGCUGCACCCCUUCACAAUCAUAACAUCUCAUCCUGAUGUGUACGAACACUUCGGGUUGUACAGCCCCUGGAUCCGAUCGUUGCUGGUCCUGAACGAGUGGUUUGGUCUCUUUGAAUUUGAGAAGAAAGGUGCUGCCAACAGAGUCCUGAAGUCUCAGCUUUCGGCAGAUGCGUGGGAGGCGCUACAAAGUGCAUUUAAGCCUGUUGUUCAUCCUGAUGUAUUUCUUCAUUUAAAUCAAUAUGCUGCCUUCUACAGCAAUCCUUCGGGUGCAGUGCGAGAUCCUGGAGGCAUUUCUGCAGAGUUAGACGCAAUUAUAGAGGGGUGGACGUACACCGGAAUGCCAAAGAAGGCCCAGGAGAAGCUAAGGAGGGGUUUGCAAGCGGAGACAAGAGAUUUAUUAGGGUUCGACCUUGCAGCGCCUCCCCCUGAAACAAAUGCUUUAAACACCAAACUAAAGGAAGCACUUGAGCGGCAUAUGGGUAUAUUGAUCGAACAGGAAGAUAUGAGAGAGCAGCAGUGGGUUUCAUGUCAGUGUGCAUCUCGUGCUUCAUACUUCAUUCAGCUGCUACGGGAUUCGAUGCAUUUGCUGCAGCAAGCAGGAGACAAUCUGCUGCUUGUGGGUCUCCUUACUAAUCCUAAGGAGACAUCUUUAGGGAAAAACAAGAAGAGCCUCUUCCGUCGGCUUAAAGAGAAAGUCUCUAAAGCUGCCAGCAAACUCCUUCGUAUGCCUCCUUUCCAAGCACAACACGCCACCUUAGCUGCGGUGAUACCAGAUUAUCCCAAGGUCGCCCUCUUCCUAAAGGAAUUGUCUAACAUCUAUCACAACAACCCCACCGUCUUCGCCUCCACAGACGUCUUUCAAAGAGCAGCAGAAACCCUUUUUGAUGACUUGCAAGACCAGUUCUUCAGCCCCCAAACCGUUCCCCCAGCUGUACGUGCCGCUAACUGCAUUGGGGCGACUUCCCUCGCUCCUCGCUUCUUUAUUCAGGAUUUUCUAUUUUUUGCGCAUCUAGAAGUUGUGCGUUGCAAAUCAGCUGAAUGCUCUGGCGGAGAUUCGGGCUGA